CACGCCGGGCAGGGCCGGGGCGGCGGCCGGCGCAAUGAUUAACCGCAGGAAGCCGGCGGAGACGCUCGGGUCGGUCGGGUGACAGCUCCGGCCGUGGCUCCCGGGCAGAGCGACCUCCGCAGCCGCCCGCGGGGACGGUGGGUGCCGGGCGCGCCGGAGGCAGCGUGGAUGCGGCCGGCAGAAGGGCCGAGGCUGGACGAGGCUCCCGCGGGGCCCGAGAGUGCUGAGUGCCCGCCCCCGGCGGCGGCCGGCCCGCGCGGGCCAUGGGCUCCUGGAAGCCGGGGCUGUUCGUCGUGUCUCUGGCCUCGGCCCUGGUCUUCGUCGUGGUUUACCACCAGCAGCUCCGGGAGGAGAGACGUUUCCUGCAGGCGUCCCUGGCCAAUGCCUCCCUCCUGGUGGACGUCUGCCGGCAGGUCCUGGCGGGGAAGGCGUUCGCCCUCUCGGAGAACGCCCUGCGGACCCCGCCAGUCUCCCCCGACUGCCCUGAGUACGUGUCCCGCGGCCACUACCUGACACAAGCCCUGUCGGCCGAGGAGGCCGCCUUCCCGCUGGCCUUCAUCCUCACCGUGCACAAGGACUUCGGCACCUUCGAGCGGCUCUUCCGUGCCAUCUACAUGCCCCAGAACGUCUACUGCGUGCACGUGGACGCCAAGGCCGCCCCCGCGUACCAGGCCUCGGUGGCCCGCCUGCUCAGCUGCUUCCCCAACGCCUUCCUGGCCUCCCGCGCCGAGUCGGUGGUGUACGCCGGCUACUCGCGGCUGCAGGCCGACGUCAACUGCCUGCGGGACCUGGCGGGCUCGGCCGUGCCCUGGAAGUACGUGCUCAAUACCUGCGGCCAGGACUUCCCGCUGAAGACCAACCGGGAGAUCGUCCGGCACCUGAAGGGCUUCCGGGGCAGGAACGUGACCCCCGGGGUGCUGCCGCCGGCCCACGCCGUGGGGAGGACCAAGUUCGUGCACCGGGAGCACCGGGGCAAGGAGGUGUCCUACGUGAUCCGGACGGAGGCCCGGAAGGCGCCCCCGCCCCACAACCUCACCAUCUACUUCGGCUCGGCCUACGUGGCCCUGACCCGGGAAUUCGUCAGCUUCGUCCUUGGGGACCCGCGCUCCCGGGACCUGCUGCUCUGGUCCGAGGACACCUACAGCCCCGACGAGCACUUCUGGGUGACGCUCAACCGCAUCCCAGGUGUGCCUGGCGCCAUGCCCAACGCUUCCUGGGCGGGGAACCUCAGGGCCAUCAAAUGGAACGACAUGGAGGAUAAGCACGGGGGCUGCCAUGGCCACUACGUGCAUGGCAUCUGUAUCUAUGGCCCUGGGGACCUGCCGUGGCUGCUGAACUCCCAGAGCCUGUUCGCCAACAAGUUCGAGCUGUCCACCUACCCGCUGACCGUGGAGUGCCUGGAGCUGAGACUCCGCCAGCGGGCCCUGAACCAGAGCGAGGUCCCGCUGCAGCCCAGCUGGGUCUUCUGAGCCGCACCGGCCCUGGUCACCCACGGGCACGG
Messenger RNA from Sorex fumeus (smoky shrew), 1501 nucleotides. RefSeq names its product glucosaminyl (N-acetyl) transferase 2 (I blood group) (gene GCNT2). The coding region runs from base 264 to 1469 and encodes 401 amino acids. The record is from RefSeq and is a predicted model, not a curated record. Gene Ontology annotation, cellular component: membrane. The transcript has 3 exons. Gene Ontology annotation, biological process: transforming growth factor beta receptor signaling pathway. Lineage: Eukaryota; Metazoa; Chordata; Mammalia; Eulipotyphla; Soricidae. Gene Ontology annotation, molecular function: acetylglucosaminyltransferase activity.